UCUCAGUCCCUCAUUGCCCAAGUGUUUCACUAGCAAUGUCUCAAGGUCUCACACGUAGGCGGGCUGGAGCUUCUCCAGCAGUAGGAGCAUCUUCUUCCGCUCAGCUUGAGUCUCCCACUUUCCCAUCGGGGUCGACAGUCCCCCGACCGGGCUCAUCAGUCGAGGGCGCUGCUUCGGGCGCGUACGAAGGCAGAGCAAAAAUAGCAUAUGACCCCAGAGAUUUCGAGAACAGUGAUGAGAAGGAAUCGGUUCCAAGGUUAACCUUGAUGGAGGAAGUAUUAUUGUUGGGGCUGAAAGACAAGGCGGGUUAUCUAUCAUUUUGGAACGACAACAUAUCGUAUGCUCUUCGAGGUUGUAUCCUCAUUGAGCUUGCUUUGCGCGGGCGUAUUGCAAUGGUCAGGGACCCAGCACGUCGGAGAUUAGCUUUAUCCGACAGGCUGAUUGAGGUGAUUGAUGAUCGACAAACGGGAGAGACCAUUUUGGACGAAGCACUGAAAAUGAUGAAGUCGAGUGAGAAGUAUGGCGCGGGAGCCUGGGUCGAUCUUAUGAGUGGUGAAACAUGGAAUGUCAUGAAAAUUGGCUAUCAACUCAAACAGGUCCGAGAACGCCUUGCCAAAGGCUUGGUGGACAAGGGUGUCCUUCGGACUGAGAAACGCAACUUUUUACUGUUUGAUAUGGCCACUCACCCCAUUGCCGAUAUGAACGCGAAGGACGAUGUGAUGCGAAGGGUGCUCUCGCUUUUGACUGCGCGCACUGCGGCGGUCCCACCGCAGGCAUUGCACAAACAAGCCGUCAAGUAUAGGCAUAUGCGGGCAGUUGUGCUAGUCUGUGCUGCCUACGCGUCAAGUGUACUUGAAAAUGCUCUCCAGCGUCUGUCCUAUGACUCACGCGAAGCCGCCUUUGCUCGUUGCGAUGACAUCCUCGCGGAAUUCUGUACUUGGCCCUUCGGUCAAACGACUGCCUCAUCUUCUGGUCCCGUUGCAAUCGGUUCUGCUAGCGCUCGUCGGCGGGAAGGUGGCUCUGGUGGGGCAGGCAAGGAAAGCGUGCAGGAGCUUGUGAGAGAGGUGAGGAAGGAAAUGGCCUCGACAACGAGCGGUGCGGGAGCCGGGGGUGGGCAAGAAGAUCAGGAAGAGUUAUGUUUCGAGGUGAUUGCGACGGUUUUGGAGAUCUUUGGGCGUAUGGAUAGCUUGCUUUAACGAACAUGGACUUGCAAACCAACUUUUGUCACCACAUACCCUUUCCUUCACAUCCAUAAGGAAAUUACUUCCAGCUUAAAAUUCAACCUGCUGUGGCCUCACCCUUGCUUGGCGGUUGGGUCAGUGUCCGACAACCCCUACUCGUCUUUGUCGUGAGAAUCAGCGCUUUGUCGUAGAAAUAGCCAGCCUUCGCUUCUGAUCAUAUACAAACUUUGUUGUUCCCUAAGAUGGGUUUAAAUGCUAUUCACGCUUAUGAAAUACCAAACUUGACCAUUAGCCAUCCCUGUUCCUUCGUCUACACUGAUGACCAUAUAAGUUUUCCUUCCUGAAGUUGAGCAGGCUGAUAGCCUCCCAACAACUGGCAACGAUUCAUUUGGCGGAAGAAGACCAUAUUAAUCGCUGCAAGGUCGAAGAAAUGUAUGAUACGAUGGGCUCUCAAAAUCAUUGUCGAAGCAGGAGCAAAAGCUUCCGUACGCCCGUUUCAUUUCCAGCCGGGAUCAUCAUGAUCCACCAAUGACCGCGAACAAAGAAGAAUUACAUGAUGUUUGUUAUAUUUAGGUAACUGGGGGAGAUAGUCGUAGAAAAUAGGGCAAAUCAAAAUCACCAAACAUCAAAAUGACAGAUUUGUUCGUAGAUUGCGGAUUGUUAUAAGCUCAUUUUUUAUUGACAGCUUCACUGCUCUCACCUCGCACGGAAGAAAGUAGAACGGCUUAUAAUA
This is a messenger RNA of Cryptococcus deneoformans JEC21, 1914 nucleotides long. RefSeq names its product protein-vacuolar targeting-related protein, putative. Lineage: Eukaryota; Fungi; Basidiomycota; Tremellomycetes; Tremellales; Cryptococcaceae. The record is from RefSeq and is a predicted model, not a curated record. Gene Ontology annotation, cellular component: cytosol; trans-Golgi network; Golgi cisterna. Bases 36 to 1196 code for a protein of 386 amino acids. Gene Ontology annotation, molecular function: phosphatidylinositol-4-phosphate binding. Gene Ontology annotation, biological process: Golgi vesicle budding; Golgi to plasma membrane protein transport; retrograde vesicle-mediated transport, Golgi to endoplasmic reticulum. The transcript has 5 exons.